Messenger RNA from Biomphalaria glabrata, 10577 nucleotides. RefSeq lists its product as uncharacterized. Bases 221 to 7705 code for a protein of 2494 amino acids. The transcript has 24 exons. Gene Ontology annotation, cellular component: nucleus. Lineage: Eukaryota; Metazoa; Mollusca; Gastropoda; Planorbidae. The record is from RefSeq and is a predicted model, not a curated record. Gene Ontology annotation, molecular function: ATP-dependent chromatin remodeler activity; ATP hydrolysis activity; ATP binding.
AGUGAAAGAUCCAGGGGAUUCCCUUUUACUCGUUUUCAAUGGGGUGAAAAAUUGAGCUUUGUUCGAAUUUGUUAAGUCUAAACAGCAAAUUUUAUGUGCGGAUGAUAAAUUUAUCUACGAACUAUGCAUGGAUAUAAUUAUUGAUGACCUUCUUAUCUAUGAAAGGGAGUUGACAAAGGUUCUUCAAUAACUCAGUGCACUGACUAAAAUUGAACAAAAAAUGGAGGAAGUAGCUAACUUAGUUGAUUCUGGUGGUGACACAGACACUUUAUCUAGAGACAUUAUAUCUGGCUCACUUGAGUCUUACUUGAGUGAACAAAAAGAGAAACCUGCAGAGCUGAAAAUGAUAGACAGUGACAUUCUGGCACUAGCGAACCAAGUUGGUGAUGAGCUUGAAGAUAGUUCAGUUGAUGGUGCUGCCUUGGCAACUGAUUUAUCAUUCUUGGCUGAAGCAGAGGCUAAAGAAACUGCUGGUGAAGUGGAUGAUGCAGCGCUUUCUUUCCUGGUUGGUGAUGGGAAAAUGGAAGUGGCUAAUGAGGACUUGGCAUUUCUAGAGGAACAGGACAUGUCUGAAGGGGAGAGUUACUCUGAAGAGGAGGGGGAAUCAGAAGUGGAAGAAGAGUCUGGCGAUGAAACAGAACUAAACACAGAUGAGGAUGCCACAGAGGAAGAAAAAAGUGGAGAAGAAGAGAAAAAGACUGACGCUGAAGAGGAUGGCGUCUUUGGACAGGUGUCAUUCUAUGAUGAGGAGUCUAGUAACUCUGUUGACGUUCAGAAACAAAAGAAAAAGAAGGUGGAAAAAAAAGUCAAAACUAAAAAAGUUGCUAAAGGAAAGAAGAGAAAAGCAGAAGGAAAUGAUGAUAUGGAGAAGAAAGGUAAAAAAAAGAAACUAAAACGAAAGAAGAAGAAAGUCAAAGCUGAAGAAGAUGAGGAUGAUGAUGAAGAUGAUAAACUUCCAAAAUCUGGUGCAACACUGAUGAGGAGGAAAAAUAUCAGGUCCAUUUUAAAAGAAAAAGAUUUAGACAAAAGUAUGCUCUCAGCACAAAAUGAAGAAUUGGAGCGUCAGAAACGUCUGAUGGAGUUAAAAAAAUCAUUGCUUCGUGAAAAUGCUUCAGCUGGAACAUCAACUACUGCCAAAGUGGCUCCUCCAGCUGUGUCCACUGCCAGCACUUCAACAGGAACAUCCACUAAAACUGCAAGUGCUUCCACUGGAACCUCAACACCUAAAGAAAAAGAUUCACAAUUAAAAUCUUUACUUCAAGUGGCUGAGGAAGAGGCUGAGAAAGAAGCAGAGAAUAAAGAAAGAAAACUGUUAGAUAAAGAUGUGGUUAAAGUGAAGAAAGAGUCUAGAGAAACAUCACCACCUUCUGAUGUCAUAACACUGAGCAGUGAUACUGAUGACUCAGAUGAUUAUGAUGAUGAUGAUGAUUCAGAUGAAGUUGUGAUGGUACCCAGUGAUGAGGGGGAGGAUGAUGAAGAUGAUGGUGCUGAGGAUGUGAACAAUGGUGGUGCCCACAUCGAUGACACACUCAACCUUCCUGACCCUGAUGGUAGGGUCAAAGUCAAUAUUGGACAUCCUGCAGAAGAUCCUGAUAUAUAUUUAGCUCCACAGAUUGCCCAGGCUAUUAAACCACAUCAGAUUGGAGGUGUGAGAUUUCUAUAUGACAAUGUGGUAGAAUCACUGGAAAGAUACAGAACAACUCCAGGCUUUGGUUGUAUUCUUGCACACAGCAUGGGUCUUGGCAAAACUAUACAGCUGAUUUCAUUUAUUGAUAUAUUCCUUCGCUAUACGGGUGGCAAACUAGUCUUGUGUAUAGUACCUAUCAACACAUUACAGAACUGGUUAGCAGAAUUUAAUUACUGGCUCCCACCCAAAGAGAAACUUCAUCCUGAUGAUAACCUCACACAGAGUAGAUCUUUUACAAUCUACAUCAUUAAUGACAGCAUGAAAACAACAGCUGCUAGGGCUGCCGUUAUAGGUAAAUGGAAAGAAAAUGGUGGCGUUCUGCUCAUGGGCUAUGAGAUGUUUCGAUUGUUGUCCUCCAAAAAGGUAGCACCAAGUAAGGCCAAAAGUAGAUCCAAGAAAACUGCCCCAGAGGUCAUUGACGUGGAGGAAGAGGAUAAGAACAAGAGUUUAAUGAUAGACAUGCAUGGAGUUCUGGUUGACCCUGGUCCAGAUCUGGUUGUUUGUGAUGAAGGUCAUAGAAUAAAAAACAGCAGUGCAGCAAUCUCGCAGGCAUUGAAAAAUAUUAAAAGCAGACGCAGAGUGGUGUUGACAGGGUACCCAUUACAAAAUAAUUUAAUGGAAUAUUGGUGCAUGGUGGACUUUGUCCGCCCCAAUUUCCUUGGCACAAAGACAGAAUUCAGUAAUAUGUUUGAACGCCCAAUCAUGAAUGGCCAGUGUAUGGAUAGUACAUCUUCAGAUAAGAAGAUUAUGAGGCACCGGUCUUAUGUUUUACAUAAUUUACUUGAAGGUUUUGUACAGAGACGAGGCCAUACUGUGUUGCAAGUAAAUCUGCCACCUAAAACAGAACAUGUUUUCCUGGUUCGUUUAAGUCCUAUUCAGAGGAAAAUUUACUGUGAGUUUAUGAACGCAAUAUCAGAGUCUGGUUUGUGUUCUUGGGCCAAUAACAAUCCUCUGAAAGCAUUUGCUGUUUGUUGUAAGAUAUGGAACCAUCCUGACAUUCUUCAUGAAGUGCUGACCCAACAUAUAGCUGACAAAGACAAUGACCUUGACAUUGACACUGCUGAAGGUGGCACUAGUAAGAAAAAGAAAACCCUAACCCCAUCUGCUUCAUCAGCUUCAUUGGCCUCUACUGACUCUACUGCAACGUUAACUCCCUCAGCGUCCACAACCUCAUUGGCCUCCAUGGCCUCAGAGACAACUAAUGAAAAGAAUCCUAUUACCUAUGACUGGGCUGAACCCUUGAUGAAAGAUUAUAUAGCAGGUCUUCUAGAAAAUAGUGGUAAAUUUAUUCUGAUGAUGUCACUAGUAGAGGAGUGUUUAUGUUAUGGAGAUAAAGUUCUUAUUUUCAGCCAAAGUUUGCUGACACUAAAUAAAAUAGAAGAGUUUAUGGGGAAGUUUAAAGUUCCCAGAAGGGAACUAAAUGAAAACUGGCAGCGCAACAGAACAUACUUCCGUCUUGAUGGAAGUACUUCAGCUCAAGAUAGAGAAAAACUGAUCAAUCAAUUUAAUGAUCCAGAGAGCAAUAUAUGGGUUUUCCUUUUAUCAACUAAAGCUGGUUGUUUAGGCAUUAACUUAGUUGCAGCCAAUCGUGUAAUUGUGGUGGAUGCUUCCUGGAAUCCAUGCCAUGAUUGUCAGGCCAUCUGCAGAGUGUACAGGUUUGGUCAGAUCAAGAAUUCCUAUGUGUACAGACUUAUCACAGACAACACUUUGGAGAAGAGAAUCUAUGACAGACAAAUUAACAAGCAAGGAAUGUCUGAUCGUAUAGUUGAUGACAUGAAUCCAGAAAAUAAAUUAACUAGAAGACAAGUUGAAAAUCUUUUAGACUUUGAGGACCAAGAAUUUCCUCCUGUAGAUUUCUCUAGUGCUGAUAACAAAUAUGGACAUGACCCUGUAAUGAUAAAUGUUUUAAUGAAACAUGGACAGUGGCUAACUAAGCAACCAUUCACCCAUGAAUCAUUGCUUAUUGAUCGCAAAGAGCUACGCUUAUCAAAACGUGAGAAACGAAUCGCCAAGGAAGGCUAUGCUAGAGACAAAAGAAUGAAUGUUACAUAUACCAGACCGACUUAUGCAGCCUAUUAUCCACAACAGGGUAUACUUCCGAACAGGCUACCUCUCAAUAGCAGAUACAAUUAUGCUGCUUUCCGUCGUGGACCAAUUGUGAGACCUAUUGCAAGUGUUCGCCCAAUGAUAGCUGCCAAUGUUCAGAAUGGUGCAGAAAAAAUCAAGCAGUUUGGAGGUCAACCGUUGAGGCCUGGUGUCACCAUUCACCAAGUGAUUACAACUACAGAAAUAGUCCUGCCAGGUACUGCCACCAAUACACAAGCUGGAGCCUCUGCUGUAAACAACAAGAUAGGAGCUGGUGAGAAGAUCCUUGUCAUUAAGACUCCCAAAGGUGUGUACAUUCGCACCAAUGAUGGAAAAAUGUUUGCUGUCAGAUCUAAGUCUGGGGUUGGCAUCGGAGACAUUGGUGGGACAUCUGCAUCAACAACAACAACAGCAACUACAACUUUUACAUCAGCAGGUGGAAACCAAGUUUUUAUAACUCCAAGUAUUAAUAUGGGACCAGGUGGAAAGAAACCACCAAUUAUUAUAGUCAGCAAUAAAAAAGGCAUGCCCAUCACCAUGACUAGGGGUGGAAGCAUUAUAAGGACUUUACCAUAUGGAAGUACUCAAUUGUUGAACUCAUUGAAGCCUUCCAUAUUAAGGACUGAUGGUACUUUGGGCACCGCUGCAUCAACAUCAACAGGAGAGAAAGUCACAUCCUUGGCCGAUCUCAUUGCCAGUGAAGAUGAUGAUAGUAAAGAUGGGACUGUAAAGAAAAUGAGUGAUGGCUCCACACAGGCUGAAGGGGCAGUGCCCAAACGACCUGUCAUUGUCCUGCCAUCUCUUGCAGUGCGCACACCUCGCCCCCCAUCGAGUAUUCAGUCAUCAACAAUAGCCACCACAUCUCCAGGCGGGGGGACUGUGGUCAUCAUGCCAACUAAGCCUGUUGUUUCCAUGGGCACUAAAAGGGCACCCAAAAACCCCCGUCCCAGGAAACCUGCCAAAGGUAAAAACAUUGAGACAGACAACAGUGUUGGCGUUGGAACAUCAGAGGUCAGCAUAGGCACAGGCAAGAAGAAAGGGGUCAGUCUUUUGGCCAACAUGAAUGUGGCUAUUACAACUAGCACCUCCACUCCUGCUGCUAGUGGUAGUAUCACUUCUACUUCCACAUCCUCCAGCAAAACACAGGGCUCCAACACAAAUAAUUCAGAGAUGCAAAGACAGACAGCAGGUGCUAAUGCAUCUGUAGCUGCAACAAACACUCAGACAGGAUCUGACAUAGCACCAAGUAACCAACAUCAGAACCAACAGCAACAGUCUGCUUUCCCUGACCUGAAUAGCAUGUGGCACAGCAAUUUUGGCUCUGGACCAUCCAUGGGAUCUCAAAAUAUGCCCAGUGGGCCUAAUAAUACCAUGUUGGGUGCUGCAAACAAUGCACCAAGCAAUAUGUCUGGAUUACCUGGUUCAAUCCCAAGUGGACCUAACACAAUGUCUGGUGGGCCUAAUAUGCAUGGAGGACCAGGCUUAAUGUCUGGUGGCCCCAGUGCAAUGGCUGGUGGUCCUGGUACAAUGCAUGGAGGCCCUGGUAUGUUGUCUGGUGGACCAAAUAUGAUGUCUGGCGGACCCCCAAAUUCAAUGUCUGGAGGUUCUCACCCUAUGUCAGUUGGGCAAGUCCCAAUGUCCAGUGGGCCACAACACUCUAUGUCUAGUGGACCACCACACCCAAUGUCAAGUGGACCCCAGCAUUUAAUGUCCAGUGGGCCACAGCAGACUAUGUCCAGUGGACCACAACACCAAAUGCCAAUUGGACAACAUUCAAUGUCCAGUGGACCACAGCAAUCUAUGUCUGGGCCACAACACUCUGUUUCAAGUGGACCACAGCACUCCAUGUCUAGUGGGCCACAACACUCUGUAUCUAGUGGUCCACCACACUCUGUAUCUAGUGGUCCACAACACUCCUUGUCCAGCGGGCAACAAAACUCCAUUACCAGUGGUCCACAGCACUCAAUGUCAAGUGGACCACAGCAUAGCAUCUCAAGUGGACCACAUCACUCCAUGUCUUCUGGGUCACAACAGCCCAUGUCCAGUGGACCACUGUCAUUACCAGGAGGGCCAGGUCAUACCAUGUCCAGUAACAACCAUCCCAUGCAAGCCACUUCUUCCUCAUCUAGUACUAACAAUGUCAACAGCAGCAUGCCUGGUGCAAGCAACAGCUAUAACAGUGGCAUGAUGAUGUCCACUGCUGGAUCAAUUUCAGAUGGAGAUAACUCUUCAAAUAGUUCAAAUCAGAAUUUAAUGAACAGUCGUAGCCAGCCUCAGAAUCAGUCGGGUGGGUUCAGUAGUCAGCACACUACUAGCUAUAACAACAUGAGCAAUCCAUACAUGCACAGUGGCAUGGGGUCCUAUGGCAUGGUUCCAUCCUCAAUGAUGAGUCAGUCAAUGUCUCCCCCCUUGCAAAAUCACAUGCCUCAGUACAUGUCCAGCAUGCACUCUGGCUUUAUGUCAUCACCUCCUGGACCAUUCUCACAAAGCCUUCCACCACCCCCACAAAGUGACCCCAUGCAGAACCCAUCCCACCAAGGCAACAAUAGCAUGAUGUACGGAUCAGCUGGAAACUCUCAGUUUGCUCCUUCUUUUAGUCACAGUCAGCAGAAUCCACCACCUUUUGGCAGUACAUCCAAUAACAGCAACUACCAGGGUUCAACUAAUCCCAACUUUGGCUUUAAUUCUGACAUUGAUGGUCUCAGCUAUGGGGCACCCACCACAUCCGCAUCUUAUAUGUCUCAGCAACAAAGUGACCAGAGCUAUGCACCUCCUUCUCAAGCUAACAUGGCCUCAGGCUUUCAUCAGUCAUCAGGUUCUCAGUAUGCUAUGGACACUACUAAUGACAAUUUUACAAACCAGAACCCUCCACAACAACUACCCAUGGCCUCCUCUUCCUCCUCAACUACACCUAAUUACUCCGACCCUGGCAUGAGUAGAAGUAAUAGAGAUGAAAGUCCAUUUUCAUUAACCUUGCUUGGCUCAGAUUCAACCAGCACAUCAGCUUCCAACAAAUCAGGAAGCAAGUCUAACCAGAAAACCAAGACUUCUUCCUCCAAGAAAAGUAAGAACACUGCCUCAACUCAAAGGGGCGCUAGUCCUACUGCUACCAAACCUCAGCCAGCCAACACCAAACAGAGAGGAGGCAAUGCUAAAGUUCCAUCACCUGCACCAAGCCCUAGGCACACUCCACAGACUCCAGAAAGCAACAAAAGUUUCACAGAUCUUUCUAACAGCCGACCUAGCAAUAUACAUAGCAUGGGUAGCAAUACCAGUUCUCUUGCAGCCAGUGGUCAGGAAAUGGACAGCCUCAGUAGCAGUCUAGCUUUCCCCAGUUUUGAUGGAGGAUCUUCUCUGACCAGUGGAUUUAGCAACUAUGGUGGCCCCAGCAUGAGCAGCAGCUUGUCUUCUGGACUGCUUAGUCACUCUCUGGGGAGUGAUAUUGGAAUGGGUGGAAGUGCAUUCAGAGCCCACCAGAGUCCUGCCAAUCCUCAACCAUUCCGAUUAGAUGGCUCAGGUGGAAUAGGCAGUAUGGUCAAUACUGGACUUAAUUACAAUAGUAGCAUGAGUGCAUUCAGCAGUCCUGGUGGACUAUCUGGUCCUGGUGGCUAUGGAAAUCCUUCAUUUGGUGGAUUUGGCUCAGGCUACGGAACAAGCUCAUCAUUACCAUUCUCAUCUUCACCUAUCAUGCCGCCCCCACCUCAGAGCAUGAUGGGAUACCCACAGCCUCUUGGUUAUCCAAGUAUGUCCUCGCUUAUGAUGGGCGCCCCAUCUUCUACUCCUUCGACCAUGGGGGGUUCUAUGUGGCCCAUGAUGCCAUCCUCCAUGAUGGGUACUGGGUAUGGCUACCCACCACACCCUUCAAGCAUGGGCUUCUCCAGUGGGAUUGAUGGCCAGGGCUUUGGUCAUCUAGGUCCCGGGCCCAAUAGCUAAAUGUUAACUACUUCACUUCUGUGCAGGAUUACUAAAACUACCCUCACCUUGUUUUGUAAACUUUUCUCAAUUCCAGUAAGUUUUGUUUCCAAAUGCACUGUGGAGCAACUGAUGCACUUUUUGAAAGCUGUAUAGUCAUAUUUAAGUGAUAAUAGUCAUUCUGUUAGCCCCUAGUUUCUCCAUGCAUAUGGUAUGUUUUGAUAGAUGUCUGCUGAGCUGUGGUGCAACAUUUGGCUGUUUUCUUCAAAUGUACUUAUAGUUUGGAUGGUACUGAGAUCUGAACAUGAUUUGAUCAUCCUUGAUUUAGUCACAUCAUAGAUUGCAAUCAAAGAACCUUAAUGUUGGAUUUGUGCAUCAAAGGUCAACAUCUGUUGUUUUCAAACAUUACUGCAUCCAGUAUUUGUUGUGUGGUUUCUGUGUUUUGUGUUUUUACAAUGACUUGAAGUUGUGCUAAAACUAAGUUGUCAUCCUCUUAUCAAUAUCAACAUAAUAUAGUUUAUUUUAAGUUUGUUUAAAAUUGACUUUGUGUAACAAAACAUUUAGAAAAGUUCUGGCAAAACUUGAGCCAUCAAGUAAAAGUAGUUUAAUAACUUGCUACAUGGAAAAGUAUUUAAUACAUCCUAUUGGGUUUCUAAUUAUUAGAAUUUUUUUUUCUUAGACUGUAUGUUGAUCUGUAUUGUUGAUUAAAACUAGUUUCAAGUUUCAAAAAGCUUUUCCUAUAAUCUUUCUUGGCAAACUUUUUCUAGAGAAAACAACUAAAGUUAUAUUUUAUUCUUAUUAACAGAGAACAAUACAACCAUGUUUUUUUUAUUUUUAUUCAUGAUACUGCUCAUAAAAUUGUGUCAGAAUUGAUUUGUAAUUCUAAGUAAACCAAUGUUACAAAGAGAUGAGUUAUAGUAAUUGUUCACUGAUUAGAAGUGUACACUUUCUUCAUGUAUAACUAGGAAAUUGUCUUCUAAACUGUGUUCUAUUUAAAAACAACAAAAACAACUAAAACAGUGUCCUAAUCUUAACGUAUAUAAUGUUGUGUAGAAUUAGACUUGAUUGUUUUGUUUAAGGUGUAUUUUCAUCACUUCAAGUGAUGAAAGUGCUUCAAGAAAACAUUUAAAACUCCGAGAUGUGUUUUUUUUUCUUCAUACUAUAUUGUCAGAGUUGAACAUUUGCUUUGUAAACUACUUUCUUUGUUGAAAGAAAAAAACCCUGAUGUGUCUGUUCAUUGACUUAGAGUACUUAAUUCUAUCACAACCCAUUGGUGCAACAAAAGAGGUAAUAAAACUCUGACAAAUAUAUUUCACUCAUCUUUGGCCUCAUGACUACUCUUAAUACUGAGUUUGGACAUCACUUGACAGUGGUUGCUGUUUUGGUUUGUUUUACAAAUGUUUAUGAACUUCAGUGCUAUUUAAUUGCAUCUGGUUCUUAAAAGUAAAGCACAAAUUGGAUUUUGACAAAGGUAUACUUUAAUUGAAUGAGUGAAUGAACUGUCCUUGUAAUGAGUAUUAUGAUGGUAUGUGCAUAAUGUUCAUGUUGGUCAGGUGAGCCGCGAAAGUAAUGCUUUAGGAGAUGUUUGGGAUGCAGUGAGUGAUCUGCUUCGUCUCGCAGUGUUCUAACCUAAUUGACCAGUCUAGUCAGACGUCUGUCCAAUUCACACAUCUCAUGUAUACAAAUGAAAUAGUGUACGUAUAUUAAGUAUUCAUUUUUAUGCAAUGUCUUGUCCUAGUUUUCAUGAUAUUUUAUUUCAGUGCAUGGAACCAUAUUUUUUUUUUUUUUUUUGUUCUCAAAUAUAUAAAUAUUGCCACUUGCAGGCACUAGGUAUAAAUAUUUAUAAUAAUUUGAGUCUUUUAUAUCCAUAUAUACGUUGAGGCUCAUUUUUAUGUUGUAGAACAAAUAUACAUGUAUUAUUGGCCAGGUAACUCUGUGGGUAAAAGGCCAUUAGAAACGGCUGUUACUGAUGUAAAUAUGGUUUUAUUAUUGGUUUGGAAGGAUUGUAGAAAAUCACCAGCACUUUGACUUGGCGUGUUGAUGAAUAACUUAGUAGAAUAGCAAAAAAUAGAUUAAACAAAAAUUUAAUUAACAUUUUUGGUUGUGCAUUUCCAAUUUUUUUUUUGGUAUAAUUAUUUGCUUGUGAGACUAUAGAUCUACAUGUGAAUAAAACUCAUUUGUUUCAAAUGUCACUGAAGUCAGGUCAAAACAAGUAAAAUGAGACAUUACAGAAAUAUAUUUUUUUGAGUUAAGGGUUUAACUGUUUAGCUGCUAUGUGUCUAGUAUGCACUCUGUUUGAAGUAGUUCAUAUAUUAUUGACUUAGACCUUUCAUCAUGACCUAUUAACAUGUCAUGUCUGUACAGUAUAUAAGAUAUCAAAAAUUGUUUGUCACAUUUUUAUACAUUCUCUUUGUGUGCCCUUUUUGAUAUUUGGUAGGUAUACUUAGAUAUGAUAUAUAUAUAUAGUUUUUGUUUGUUUAUUGCUUGCUAUAAAUUAAGACUGUGAAUGAGAACUACUAUUUUUAAUGAUGACACUUUUUUUUCCCCCCUGUAACCGUCAGUCACAUUUAUGGCAUUAAAUCAACUGGCAAUAGCUUUUCAAUAUAUUUGUAUGGUUUAAAACAAAAAUCAUAUCAAUAUGGUGAAAUUGUGUGAGUGUGUGUGUGUGUGCAUCUAAAUCUGAUUCUAACUCAAUCCUGGUCAGUGCAUUGUUAUGGCCACUGAUACAAGAUUGCUUUUUAAUUUCUUUUGGUCUUAAUAUAAUUGUUUCAAAAUUUACUCAGCAAAAUGAUCAGCCUGCAAUAUGUGAUUUUUUAUUUUUAUUUUGUAUUGGCAGCAGGCUCUGAAGUAUUGAAAGAUAUGUGCUUGUAAUAAAUAUAUUCACCUUAAUUAA